AUGAGAAAAAAGCAAACUAGGAGAUCGAUCGCGGCCGCGCGGGUUGGCGUCCCCGGCAUCACGCCCGGCCGCCGCCAAAGCCGCAUUCACCCCGUCACCAGCGCAGAGAUGAGAGGCAGAGGUAAGAAGGCAGAACCUAGAAGCCGUGGUCGUAGCAAUUGGCGUUCAGGGGCAGCAAACACACCCCAAAACGAAGUUCCUCCACCAGAAACUUUUUCAACAGAGAAUUCGGAUACUUCAGCCAUGGAUUUCUACUCCCAAGGACUUCCAGAACCUUCUAUGGAUGUAAAUGUACCAGGGUCAGAUAGUGAUGCAUCAAUGCAGGAAGGUGAUGUUCAGGAAACCCCCUCCAGGAAGCGACCUUGGGAGAGGGCAGGCGGCAAGACGAAGAUGAAGAAAAAGAAGGUACCUGGAGCUAAAAAUCUCAAGAUUCGACGAUAUGUGCAGCCCAAAAACGCUGUCAUGUGCCUCAAUGAGUUACGACCAGGUGUGGCUUAUACAACUGAACAGGAAGGAGGAGUUGGCCAGCCAUUCUGUAUCUCUGUGGAAAUCACUAAUGGGAAUGAGACGCAGAAGUAUCGUGGAUUUGGUUCAUCCAAGCAACUAGCUAAGCAGGCUGCAGCAGAAGCAGCGCUCAUAAGUUUUGUAAAACCACCAGUAAAUUCCAACCCUUCAGAAGGCCCAGAGGAGGACAAGACUCCAUGGGCAACACUUGCAUCUUUUGCCAUCUACAAGCUUUUCAAUGAUUGGCGUGAAGGUCGAGUGGGCAUGUGUCCCCCUCCAGCCCAGCCAUAUGGCGCUGCCCUGCCACCUGAACUAACUGCCUCUGACGCCACAGGUUUCCAAGCUUUCUUGGGCCAGUCACUUGGAGGAACAGGAGGUAUUAAAGAUGAGUCAGGUCAAGGAACCACAACUGCAUUUACUGAAGCCAUUUGUGCCCAUCUUGGCACAAGGGCUCUUCUUACACCUGCUGAUGCCAAGGAAGCAAAUUUGGCUUUACAGUCAACAGAGGCUACGAAAGUGCCAAAACCUGCAAAACAGAUGCCUGAGAAUGCAGCAGCUAUGCAUCCCGUCAUGGUUCUGCAUCAGAUGAAGCCAGGCCUGCAGUAUGCUGUAACGCAGGCUACAAAGGAGAACAAACCAUAUUUCACGGUUUCUGCUGAUAUUGAUGGGAAACCAUUUACAGGAGUAGGUCAUAACGUGAAGAAAGCGAAGUUUAUUCUAGCCAAAGAAGCCAUUCAGGAAUUGUAUGGCAUUGAUUCAACCUUUGAGGCUCCGGCUUAACAUGAAUACAUCUUUUGUCUUAAGGAAUAUAUAUUUUUUUUUUAACUAAUUACCAUUGAUUAAAGUUGGAACACUUUGUAAGUCAUUGCGUGUGGUUCACUAGCUUCUGCUUGCAGUGAUCUCUGUAACUUUUUGUUAUUGAAUGUGGUCUAAUAACUACAGGGUCUCAUUUUGUUCCUCCAAAUUUUACCAAUAGAUAAAGCUAUCUAUUUCACAGUUGUCAAUUUAGUUAGGUACAGCAGUAUCUGGUUUAGUUCUUAUGACUUUACCACUACAUAAAAAUAAAUUUGUUAAUAUUCUACCAUCUGAAUUAAGGAGGGCAUUUUACUAUUAUAGCUGUACGUUAGAAUUAACUGUGCAUGUAAAUGAUGGAACUUUACACAUUUACUCUGAAGCCAAAAAAAUCAAAUACAUUCUUUACUAAUUUGUUUCUGGUAUUUUACUAUACUGUAGUAUAUGUAGUUUGUGUUUAAGAUCGUUUCAGAAUCUGAAAGAAUAAAAUUGAAGACGUGUAAA
Molecule: messenger RNA, 1800 nt
Organism: Penaeus vannamei (Pacific white shrimp)
Lineage: Eukaryota; Metazoa; Arthropoda; Malacostraca; Decapoda; Penaeidae
Source: RefSeq, a predicted model, not a curated record